This is a messenger RNA of Purpureocillium lilacinum, 2016 nucleotides long. RefSeq lists its product as uncharacterized. Gene Ontology annotation, cellular component: endomembrane system; membrane. The record is from RefSeq and is a predicted model, not a curated record. Lineage: Eukaryota; Fungi; Ascomycota; Sordariomycetes; Hypocreales; Ophiocordycipitaceae.
AUGUCUUCGCCUGGCGCAGCAGCAGCAGUGGCCCAGGCCGCCGGCCAGCCUGCGCAGCAGGAGCAGCAGCCGCGACAUGGCUUCAACUUCAACCGCCUCUUCCUCGGCGGCGCCGUCUACCUGGGCAUCAACGUCCUCAUCUCGUACAUGACGGCCAAGGACCAAAAGGGCGUCCUCAAGACCGACCCCGCGACCGGCAAGACCGUCACCGUCACCGGAAACACGGGGAGCAUCCCGCCCUUCCAGUUCCGCCCCAAGGAGCUCGACGAGGGCGCCACGUACUCGCCGAUCCCCCGAAAGAUUGCGCCCAUCUGGCCCCAGGACAGCCAUGUCGACAUUGUCGUGACGCUGUCGCCGUCCUUCAACCCGACGCCCAUCUCCGAGACGCCCGCCGAGUACCUCGUCCUGCAGGAGAAGAACUUUGGCAUGGGCAACAGCUCCGAGGCGCGCACCAUUGAUACCACGUUUCCCGUCCCCAAGGCUGUGCAGAACAAUGGCACGCUCUGGGGGCACUUCUACAUUGGCCUCACCGGCAGCGCGCUCGACCCCAAGCAGCCGGGCUAUGAUGCGGGCAAGGCCUAUCACUUUGCCUACCCCAUGACGCAGUACCUGCCCAAGAAGAAGGUCGCCAAGACGAGGAACCUGCUCGAGGCUCGCACCGAGAACGAGGAAGAGGAGCCAGAGGAGGAGGUGCCUACGGGGCCCAUCAUCACGAACCACUACCACCCCAACGCCAGCUUCGCCUUUGUCCCCGCCAUGGGCGUCAGAGACUUUGCGCAGCUUCCCCCGGCCGUCAAGCAGUUCCUGCGCCUCGAGGCGACGGGUGCCCGCGAUGGCAGCGGCCAGAAUGGCUGGUACUAUCCCCUCUUGUUCGUCAACACCUUUUGGCAGUUGACGAACCACAUGACGCCCCUCAACGAGACUGUCAAGGAGCUUCCGCUGCACAUUGACCUCAAGAACAUGGCUUUCUGGCAGUUCCAGAUCAUGUCCUCGAUCGAGAUGAACGCCAAGGAGUCUGCCCGUCAGGCCGCCUUUGGCGCGUCGCUGCCCGGCGGCGGAGACGGCACCGAGAUUGAGAUGGUCAAGGAGAUUUUCAUCGACACCAACCCCAUCCUGCUCGGCAUCACGGCCUUUGUCACCGUCGCGCAUCUGAUCCUGGAGACACUGGCCUUUGGCUCCGACAUUGCGCACUACCGCAAGAAGAAGGACAAUGUGGGCAUCUCGGUGCGCUCGAUCCUGGCCAACGUCUUCAUGCAGACCGUCAUCUUCCUGUACCUGCUCGACAAUUCGCAGAACACGAGCUGGAUGAUUCUCGGCUCGCAGGUCGUGGGCAUCGUCAUCGAGUUCUGGAAGAUUACAACUGUAGUCGACGUUCGCCUCAGGCCGUCGCCGCCCGGAUCGUUGCUGCCGUACCACGUGGUGUUUGAGGACAAGCACAAGCUCACCGAGACGGAGGAAAAGACCAAGGAGUACGACGAGAUUGCCUUCCGGUACAUGUACAUGGCGGCGGUGCCGCUGCUCAUCGCCUACGGCAUCUACUCGCUCGUGUACGAGUCGCACAAGUCGUGGUACUCGUUUGUCAUCACCACGCUCGUGGGCUCCGUGUACACGUACGGGUUCCUCAUGAUGGUCCCGUCGCUGUACAUCAAUUACCGCCUCAAGAGCGUGGCCCACAUGCCGGCCCGCGCCAUGAUGUACAAGUUCUUCAACACCUUCAUCGACGACCUGUUUGCCUUCACCAUCAAGAUGCCGAUCCUGCACCGGCUGGCCACGUUCCGCGACGACGUCAUCUUCUUCAUCUACCUGUACCAGAAGUGGGCCUACAAGGUCGACUACACGCGCGUCAACGAGUUUGGCCAGGGCGGCGACGACGACGAGCAGCCCGCGGGCGUGGUCAAGAAGGACAAGGAGGAGGGCGAGGCCAAGAAGCUGGCCGCCGAGGCGGUCAAGGAGACGGAGGCCAAGGCCAAGGCUUCGGGCAGCGAGGCUGCUCAGAAGGCGACCAAGCGGAGGUGA